AUGACGCCCAUCAUUUUUCUCAGCACUUUCUUGCUUCAUUUCACUGAUGCUGUGGCUUCAGAACCGCGCUAUAUCCUAUGGGUCUCUUCUGUGAUGCAGAGUUUUUCCACAGAAAAAGCUUGUCUCCAUCUUUUAAACCUUAAUGAAUCCGUGUCCUUGAGCAUCAUCCUAGAAUAUGAUGGAUCUAAUACUACUAUUUUUGACCAGUCUGUGGAAGAGGAGAACUUCUAUGCAUGUGCAAGUUUCAAGGUGUCUCAGAAAUCUGCCAAGCAGUUGGCUUUUGUGACACUGUUUGCUCAGGGAGACACUCUUAAAAUCUCUGAGAGAAGAGCUGUUGCAAUCGCUGUGGAGGAGAAUGCAACUUUUGUGCAGACAGAUAAACCCAUCUACAAGCCUGGAGCCAAUGUUCACUUUCGCAUUGUGACACUGAAUACCUGGUUCAAAUCUGUUGAUAGCUUGUAUCCUUUAAUCACACUUCAGGAUCCACAAAACAACGUGAUUUUUCAGUGGCAAAAUGUAACUUCUUUCCGAAAUAUUACACAACUCUCAUUCCAACUGACUCCAGAGCCAAUGUUUGGUGAUUACACAAUUGUUGUGAGAAGACAGUCAGGAACGACAGUGACUCAUCAAUUCACCGUUAAUCAAAAUGCGAUGCCCAAAUUUGAAGUUGAGGUCAGUGCACCACAAACGAUAACUAUUGCAGAUGACCAAUUUCAAAUGAAUGCAUGCGCAAAGUACACGUAUGGCCAGCCUGUGCAAGGGAAAGCCCAGAUCCGGGUGUGCAGAGAAUUUUCUUCUGCUAGGGAUUGUGAGAACAACAACAAUGAAAUAUGCGAGCAGUUUACUGCACAGCUGAAAGGUGGCUGUGUUUCUCAAAUUGUAAAUACGAAAGCCUUCCAACUGUACCGUUCUGGAUUUUUCAUGUCAUUUCAGGUCACUGUAAUUGUUACAGAAUUUGGAACAGGUGCACAGAUCAGUAAAACAACCUCUAUCUUUAUAACUUCAUUGCUUGGCAGUGUGAGCUUUGAGAAUUUGGACCUUUACUACAGAAGAGGGAUUUCUUAUUUGGGAACUCUUAGAUUUUAUGGUCCUAAUAAUGUACCAAUGGUGAGCAAGGUGUUGCAACUGUACCUCAAUGAUAGACUUAUAGGAAAUUACACUACGGAUGAGAACGGGGAAGCUCAGUUUUCCAUUGACACUACAGAGAUAUUUGAUCCACAGAUCAACUUGCAAGCCACAUAUGCUCGACCCAUGAGCUGCCGUCAUUCCAGCUGGCUGGCGCCUGAGUAUUUGGAUGCCCACUCCUCUGUCUCCCGCUUUUACUCCCGAACCAACAGUUUCCUGAAGAUUGUUCCUGAACCAAAGCAACUUCCUUGUAACCAAGAGAAGAUGGUUACAGUGCUUUACUCUCUAAACCAUGCAGCAUACAAGAAUGGUUCAGAUGUAAACUUCUUCUAUUUGGUGAUGGUAAAAGGAAGCAUCUUUCUUAGUGGACAGAAGCAAAUCAGAAACCAAGGCUGGAGUGGAAACUUCUCUAUCCCAAUCAACUUCAGUGCAGACCUGGCACCUCUGGCUGUUGUGUUUGUCUAUACCCUUCACCCCAGUGGGGAAAUUGUUGCUGAUAGUGUCAAGUUCCAGACUGACAAGUGUUUUAAAAACAAGGUUAGCAUAAAGUUCUUGAAGGAGCAGGGUAUACCUGGAUCCAACACCAGCCUGCAUCUUCAAGCAGCCCCAGACUCAUUCUGUGGCCUGCAGGCAGUGGACAAAAGUGUCCUUUUGCUGAAGCCUGAGCAAGAGCUGUCAGCCAAAAGUGUGUACAGUCUGCUUUCAAAUGUUCAACCAUAUGGUUAUUUCUACCAUGGUCUCAACCUGGAUGAUGGCAAAGUAGACCCAUGCAUCCCUCAGAAGGAUAUGUUCCAUGAUGGAUUGUACUACACACCUGUAAGCAACGCCGGGGAUGGGGAUAUCUCUAAUAUCAUCAGGGACAUAGGUCUGAAAGCCUUUACUAAUCUCUACUACCGGAAACCAGAAGUGUGUUUACUGGAACACCUGCCCUUAAUGAGGUUCGCUCUCCCAGAAGGACAGAUGUCAUUGUACAGUGCUCUGGAUGCAGCUGCCUUUGAUGGUGUAGACAGUACCAAAACUGUCAACCACGCAGAACAGGCCAUCAAGGAGACUAUCAGAACAAACUUUCCGGAGACAUGGAUAUGGGACCUCACUGGCGUAGAUUCCUCAGGUUCCGCAAAUCUCUCAUUCCUGGUUCCUGAUACUAUAACUCGGUGGGAGGCCAGCGCCUUCUGUGUGAAUAGCGACUCUGGGUUUGGCAUUUCACCCAAAGCUUCUCUUCGAGUCUCUCAGCCCUUCUUUGUUGAAAUUUCCUCACCCUUUUCUGUUGUUCGAAAUGAACAAUUCGAUGUGAUCGUCGGUGUCUUCAGCUACCUGAAUACAUGUGUAGAGAUUUCUGUCCAAUUAGAAGUAUCUCAGAAUUCUGAAGCCAGCAUCAACACCUUGAAUAACAAUGGCAGUGAUGUUAUCCAGGCUGGAGAAAGGAAAACAUAUGUCUGGACCAUUUUUCCAAAGAAACUGGGUAAAGUGAAUAUUACUGUAGUUGCUACAUCUAAACAAAGUAGCACCUGCCCAAGUGAAGCCACCGAGCAACAAAAUGUCAACUGGAAAGACACAGUGGUCAAAAGCUUAUUAGUAGAGCCUGAAGGUAUUAAAAAAGAAACAACCCAGAGUUUCCUUAUCUGUACAAAAGGUACAAAAGCCUUGAAGCAAAUAGAUUUGCAGCUGCCAAGCGAUGUAAUAGAAGGGUCAGCCAGGUCCUUUGUCACCGUUGUAGGGGACAUCCUUGGAGUUGCAAUGCAGAAUCUGGAGAGCCUUCUCCAAAUGCCUUAUGGGUGUGGCGAGCAGAAUAUUGCCCAACUAGCCUCUGAUACCUAUGUUCUCGACUACCUGAGAGCUACUGAACAGCUGACGGAGGAAGUGAAGUCUAAGGCUCUGCUUCUCCUAUCUAAUGGCUAUCAGAAGCACUUGACUUUCAAAAACUCCGAUGGUUCAUACGGCAUGUUUUGCCAGAUGAAUCAGAAAGGAAGCAUACGGCUCAGUGCCCUUACUUUCAAGACACUAGAGAGAAUGAAGGAAUAUAUAUUCAUUGAAGACACAGUCCCAAAACAGACUUUAAUCUGGCUUUCAAGCAAGCAGAGAUCAAAUGGAUGCUUUAGAAGGGGCAACAAGCUUGUCAACAAUGCUUGGGAGGGUGGAGAUGAAGAGGAAGUGGUACUUACUGCUUAUGUCGUCACGGCCUUCCUUGAAGCUGGGCUCAAUUUCACUCUUCCUGCUCUCCGCAAUGGUUUCUAUUGCCUGGAGGAGGCAUUUGCAAGUGGUGUCACUCAUAGCUAUACUCGUGCUGUUCUGGCCUAUGUUUUUGCCUUAGCUGGGAAAGAACGGCAGGUGAAAUCCUUGCUCCAGAUCCUGGAUCAAUCUGCUAUAAAAAUAAAUAAUGUGAUCUAUUGGGAAAGAGAAACAAAAUCCAAGACAGAAGAACACCCAUCCUUCAUUCCUUCAGCACUUUCUGGAGAGACUGAGAAGACUUGCUAUGUGCUGUUGGCUGUCAUUUCCCAGGUCAUUCUGAACCUCGACUAUGCCAGUAAGAUUGUGCAGGGGCUUGCCCAGCGGAUGAACUCCCACGGAGGCUUCUCUGCCACCCAGGACACCACAGUCUGCCUUCUCGCCCUGACGCGCUACAUGAAAUUAACUGGCUCUAAUGUUCAAAGCACAGUCACCUUGAGAACUGAGGAAUUCCAGGAGAUUUUCUCAGUUAAAAGUGAUAAUCGCCUUUUGGUACAGCGUUCAAAAUUAUCUGAAGGACGUGGGCAGUACGCUGUGGAAGUGGAAGGACAAGGCUGCACGUUUAUCCAGGCUAUCCUUAGGUACAAUGUGCCACUACCUAAGAAAGUAUCUGGAUUUUCCCUUUCUGUGGAAAUGGUAAAGAGCAACUCUUCAGACAUAUUCCAGACUAAGUUUAACCUCACGGUGACUCUCACAUAUGCUGGAACUCAUAAUAGCUCCAAUAUGGUCCUCGUGGAUGUAAAAAUGCUCUCAGGGUUUAUUCCAGUCCUGUCGUCCAUUGAGGAGCUUAAAAACAAUGGCCCCGUAAUGAAGACCAACAUGAAGAAUGACCAUGUUCUUCUCUACUUGGAAAAUGUGUCUAACACAGCAAUCAGUUUCACCUUUUCUGUUGAGCAGAGCAACCCUGUGUCCAACGUUCAGCCAGCCCCAGUCAUGGUCUACAGUUUUGAACACGAUGAAUAUGCCCUUGAUUCUUACAACAUCAAUAGCUUUUCAGUUUCCCAGUAAGACAAAAUAAAACAAAGGGAAUGGCAGAAACUAUUUCUUUAAAUAAACUCCUCUUCUGAUCUCCAUCCUGGGUGAGAGCCACAACAACCUCACAUUCUGAAGAGUCUGAAAUCAACUACUACGUCUUCUUGUCAGAUUUUAUUUCUUCCUAUUAAAUGUCAUCAUUUCAAAUCUGA
Nannospalax galili (Upper Galilee mountains blind mole rat) is the source of this 4535-nucleotide messenger RNA. RefSeq names its product ovostatin homolog. NCBI's taxonomy places the organism in Eukaryota, Metazoa, Chordata, Mammalia, Rodentia, Spalacidae. The transcript has 36 exons. The record is from RefSeq and is a predicted model, not a curated record. Gene Ontology annotation, molecular function: endopeptidase inhibitor activity. Gene Ontology annotation, cellular component: extracellular region. The coding region runs from base 1 to 4359 and encodes 1452 amino acids.